GUGCAACAGUUUUUAAUUGCAUUUUCUCAUCAUUUGUGUUGUGUGGCUCAGCUUUUCUUUGAGUGACUUUUAGGAAAGUGCAAGUGGUUUUCAUAUCAAUAUACUUUUCGCCAAAAGGAGCUGCUGUCCAUUGAUACUUGAUCUAUACACAGUGCAUUGUUUGCAUUAUUCAUCUACAGAAAGCGCUUCUUGAAUUUGGAUUCAGAUAAUUUUUGAUCAUUAGAACCUACUUCCUUUAGCUGGAAUCAGAUCUGCAACAAGGAAGUCUGUCACGAUCAUGAUCUAAGAGACUUGGCUCACCUUGUGGAAGAAUUAACGUUGCGAGUGCUUUUCAACUUUCAAUUUUGAAUACUAUAGUACAAAAAAAAAAAAAAAAAAAAAAAGCGAUGGGAGAGGCUGUUCUUGGGGCGUUCCUCCCGGUGCUGCUUCAGAAGUUGGCGGAUCCAGAGGUCAUCGAGUACUUUGGACGCGUUAAGGGGGUCGACAAAAAGGUGCUGGAGAAAUGGACGAGAACGUUGACUGCAAUUGAAGCGGUGCUGAGUGAUGCGGAGGAGAAGCAACUAACACAAAGAGCAGUGAAACUAUGGCUAGAUGAUCUCAGAGAUUUGGCUUACGAUGUUCAAGACAUAUUGGACACAUUUGAUACUGAAAUGCUGAAGCGAAGGAUAGAAAGACAACAAGGAAGCACAAGUAAUUCAUGGAUCAGCUACCUCUCUAAACCUAAGUUCAAUUUUAGUGUGAACUCAGAAAUCAAGAAGAUAAGUGAUCGACUAGAAGAGAUAACUACUCGAGAAAAGCAUUUUGGUUUGAAGAAACUUGGAGUGUCUAAAAAGCCAUGGAAAAUGCCACCCACUACUUCUCAACUAGAUGGACCUGUGAUCGGAAGGAAUGAAGCAAAAGAAAAAAUUCUUGAUGAUCUGCUCUCAAAUGGCGAACAUAGUACCAGCAAUUUUCAGAAUUUUCAUGUGGUUUCCAUUGUUGGUACGGGUGGAGUAGGAAAGACAACACUGGCUAAAGAUGUAUUCAACGACGCUGCAACUGAACAAUUUUGCCCAAAGGGAUGGGUGUGUGUGUCCGAUGACUUCGACCUUCUAAGGUUGACAACUGCAGUUCUUCAAUCUGUCACGUCAGGUGAUGUGAAGGAAUCCAAAGAGCUCAAUUCAGUUCAGGAGAAGCUGAGUAAGGAAUUGGCUGGCAAAAAGUUUUUAAUUGUUCUAGAUGAUGUCUGGAAUACAUGCAACUACGAUCAAUGGACAACAUUGCAGUCCGCCUUUCGUGUUGGAGCAGUAGGAAGCAAGAUCAUUGUGACGACGCGUGAUGCGAAUGUUGCAAAGAUGAUGGGAGACAGUAGCCCUCAUAACUUGGAGUCGAUGUCAGAAGAAGAUUGUUGGAAAAUCUUUGUCCACCAUGCACUCUUAAACAAUACACCCCAAGAUGUUGCGUUACUGAAGGAGAAAAUUGUAGUAAAAUGCAAUGGAUUGCCGUUGGCUGCAAAGACUCUUGGUGGUCUUUUACGUUGUAAAACAGUAGACGAACGGGAAGAAAUAUUAGACCACAAGAUGUGGAAUCUAUCCAACCAGAUGGGCAUCCUUCCAGCAUUACAGUUGAGCUAUCAUUAUCUCCCCUCGAAUUUGAAACGGUGCUUCACCUACUGUGCAAUUCUUCCAAAUGAUUACGAAUUUGGGGAGAUGCAAUUGAUCCUUCUGUGGAUGGCAGAGGGUUUGAUUCCGCAGGAAGCCGAAGAGAAUAAACAAAUGGAAGAUUUGGGCCGUCACUAUUUUCGAGAGUUGGUGUCUAGGUCAUUAUUUCAAAAAUCAAGCAAAGGAAACUCGCGAUACAUAAUGCAUGAGCUCAUUACUGAUUUGGCACGUUGGGCUGCAGGAAAUUCAUGUUCUAGAUUGGAGGAUAUGCAGAAUUAUGACUCAUCGCGACGUAGAUUGGUUCGUCAUUCGUCUCACAUUCCUGGUAUGUAUGAUGGGAUUAAAAAGUUUGGGGUCUAUUCUGAAGCUAUAUGUUUGCGGACAUUCUUACCACUUUCACUUUCACUUUCAAAUUAUAAUUAUCUGGCUCAAAGGGUUACUUCUGAUUUAUUGCCCAAACUCCAAAUACUUGCGACUGCUCUCUUUGAGUCGAUAUCAAAUAACCGAGCUGCCAAAUACAAUUGGUAAAUUGAAGCAUCUACGGUAUCUUGAUCUUUCCCACAAUCGAGAAAUAAGAAGUUUGCCGGACUCAACAACCACUCUUUACAACUUACAAACAUUGAUAUUGGACGGAUGUUAUCGAUUGGAGGCACUACCCACAAGCAUGAGGAAUCUAGUAAAUUUGCGUCACCUCAUGAAUUCGUAUACAUAUUCAUUGGAAGAAAUGCCUCCUCAGCUUGGUCGAUUGACUAAUCUCCAAACAUUGCCUAAUUUUGUUAUUGGCAAAGGUAGUGGAUUAGGAG
Messenger RNA from Rosa rugosa (rugosa rose), 2443 nucleotides. RefSeq names its product putative disease resistance RPP13-like protein 1. The record is from RefSeq and is a predicted model, not a curated record. Gene Ontology annotation, molecular function: ADP binding. The transcript is spliced from 3 exons. Gene Ontology annotation, biological process: defense response to other organism. Lineage: Eukaryota; Viridiplantae; Streptophyta; Magnoliopsida; Rosales; Rosaceae. Bases 387 to 2168 code for a protein of 593 amino acids.